AUGAAGCGGGGGCCGCGCACGCCUAAGAAGCCCGCGCCAGCCAAUCAGCGCCGCGCGCCUCCCAGCCUCCGCCCCUCAUUGGCUGGGCCCGCAACUCCCGGUCCGCUGGACUCCCGGACUGACCCGCGGGCCUGCCCCUCUGCGCCUGCCGGCCCCCUCCCCGCGCCCUCCCGGCGGCCCCUGCUGCCGAUGCCCCCCCCCCACGCCACCCGUACCCCUCAGGCCGACUGCUGCGAGGGAGGAAAGCCCUCGGUCCCCUCGGCUCGGGGGGCACCCGCCAAGGCUCAGCUCCGCCGGCGCGCCCCAAUCACCCUCUCCCAGGCCAGCUCUGGCAGCGCGAAGGGGGCGCGGGCCCGGGCUGGGGGCCUCCUCCUGCCUCUGCGUUCGGCGGUCUGGUCUAUCAGUCUGCCCGAGGCCCUGGCGCAGGUAAAGGGGGCCGGGGGCGCGGGGCCGGCUCCUGCUGGGAAUCCGCUCUUCUCGGACUCUCGGGGACCCAUCUGCCCUGGCUGUCCGCUGUGCCUCCCGCUCCGCUCCACUCCGUGGCGCGCGGGGCCCGGGCUUCUCGGAACUCCGCUCCGCGGGAGAGGAGGCCGGCGCUUGCCGGGUAAGGCGCGCCGGGACCGGGAACUGGAGCGCGAGGCCGCGGGCGCCGGGCCUCUGCAGCCGGACCGGGCAGGUGAGCGGCCUCCGUACCUCCCGCUUCGCGCUCCCCGGAACGCGUGCUGUCUGGCCCGGACCCGCUGUCUCUCGGAGAAAAGCCAAUCAGCUGGGAAAUCCAAAUGCCUGCUCCUGCCCUCGGACCGGCAACUGGACAGACACGGCGGUCCCAGCCUACAGCGAACGGCCACCCCGCAGCUGCGGCAGGAGAACACAGCCACACACGGAUGUCCACGCCCUAACCCCCGGGACCUGGGAGUGCGUUCCCUUACGCGCCAAAAUGGGCUUUCGGAGGUGAUCUCGUUAAGGAUCUUAGGAUGCGGGACUAUCCCGGAUUAUCUGGAUGGGCCCAGUGGGACCACGAAGGUUCUUGGAAGAGGGCGGCAGGAGGGGUUGGAGCCAGAGGAGGCCACGUGAUGCCGCAGGGCUUGGAGCAAAGGCGGAGAAAGGGGUUACAAGCCAAGGAACAGAGGGGACCACUGGAAGCCGGCAGUCCAAGAAACGGAGUCUCCCUCAGGCCAGCCCGCCAACGCCUUGAUUUUAGCACGUCUAACUCCAGACCCAUAAGAUGAUACACUUGUGCUGUUUUAAGCCACUGGGGUAAUUUGUUUCAGAAGAAAUAGGAGACAAAGACAGCAAUAAAAAGGAAUAAAACACUGACACACAGCAGCAUGGAUGAGUCUCAAUUACGCAGAGAAGCCAGACUCGAAGGUCACAUGCUGUGUGAUUCCAUUUAUAUGACAUUCUGGCAAAACCACAGGACAGAGACUGGUGAGCUGGGCCUGGCCAGGAUUGGUACAAUCACCUUGUCGCCCCUACAGACUCAUGGGCAAUAAUAAAUGGUUGUCAUUUUCCACCG
Camelus dromedarius (Arabian camel) is the source of this 1516-nucleotide messenger RNA. Its product is annotated as nascent polypeptide-associated complex subunit alpha, muscle-specific form. The record is from RefSeq and is a predicted model, not a curated record. Lineage: Eukaryota; Metazoa; Chordata; Mammalia; Artiodactyla; Camelidae. The transcript is spliced from 3 exons. Bases 1 to 1074 code for a protein of 357 amino acids.